Benincasa hispida (wax gourd) is the source of this 1723-nucleotide messenger RNA. Its product is annotated as 1-aminocyclopropane-1-carboxylate synthase CMW33. Gene Ontology annotation, biological process: biosynthetic process; amino acid metabolic process. The record is from RefSeq and is a predicted model, not a curated record. Gene Ontology annotation, molecular function: transaminase activity; pyridoxal phosphate binding. Lineage: Eukaryota; Viridiplantae; Streptophyta; Magnoliopsida; Cucurbitales; Cucurbitaceae.
CUGUUCUUUCUUUCGUAUGUUAAGAAAACCCAAAAGCUCUCACUUUUAAACAAACUUUCAAAGAGAGAGCUUUAUACAAAACCAAACAGAUCAAAUUAUUUGAAGUAUAUACCAAAAUGAGGUUUCAUCAGAUUGAAGAAAGAAACCAAGUUCUUCUCUCUAAGAUCGCCAUCAACAACGAUCACGGCGAGGAUUCACCAUAUUUCGAUGGGUGGAAAGCGUACGAUAACGAUCCGUUUCACCCGGUGAAUAAUCCUUUAGGUGUUAUUCAGAUGGGUUUAGCAGAAAAUCAGCUUUCUCCCGACUUGAUUGUCGAUUGGAUUAGAAAACAUCCGGAAGCUUCGAUUUGUACCGAUGAAGGGCUCAUGAGCUUCAAGGACAUUGCCAACUUCCAAGAUUACCAUGGCUUACCUGAGUUUCGAAAUGCGAUUGCGAGUUUUAUGGGGAAAGCGAGGGGUGGGAGGGUGAAAUUUGACCCGAGUCGAAUUGUGAUGGGCGGAGGUGCUACUGGGGCAAGCGAAACCGUCAUCUUUUGUUUGGCGGAUCCGGGUGACGCUUUUUUGAUUCCUUCUCCAUAUUAUGCAGCGUUUGAUCGAGACCUUCGAUGGCGAACACGAGCGCAAAUAAUUCCAGUCCAUUGCAAUAGCUCCAACAAUUUCCAAAUCACAAAGGAAGCCUUAGAAGAAGCCUACAAAAAGGCUAAAGAAGGCAACAUCAAAGUAAAGGGUCUUAUAAUAACCAAUCCCUCAAAUCCCUUAGGCACAACAUACGAUCGUGACACUCUCAAAAGCCUUGUCACCUUUGUGAAUGAUAAUAAUAUUCACUUAAUUUGCGAUGAAAUUUACUCUGCCACUGUCUUCAAAUCCCCAAGCUUCACUAGCAUUGCAGAAAUUAUUGAAGAAAUGGAGCAUUGCAAGAAGGACCUCAUCCAUAUACUUUAUAGUUUGUCCAAAGACAUGGGGCUCCCUGGUUUUCGAGUUGGAAUUCUUUAUUCUUACAACGAUAUCGUAGUGAGCAUUGGUCGGAAGAUGUCGAGCUUCGGCCUCGUGUCUUCCCAGACGCAACAUUUGCUCGCCGCCAUGCUUUCUGACGAGGAGUUUGUGGACAACUUUCUAGCUGAGAACUCGAAACGACUCGCGAAAAGGCAUGCAAGGUUCACAAAAGAGUUGAAGAAAAUGGGGAUCACUUGCUUGAAUGGGAAUGCAGGGGUUUUUGUGUGGAUGGAUUUGCGGAAGCUAUUAAAAGACCAAAGCUUUGAAUCAGAAAUGGAGCUUUGGAGAGUGAUUAUCAAUGAAGUGAAGCUCAAUGUUUCUCCUGGCUCAUCCUUUCAUGUCACUGAGCCAGGUUGGUUCAGAGUUUGCUUCGCAAACAUGGACGAUAAUACCGUCGAUGUUGCUCUCGAUAGAAUCCAUAGCUUUGUCGGAAAGAUUGACAAGAAGGAAGACAAUACCAUCACAAUGCCACCGAAGACAAAGCGUCGAGAGAAUAAGCUGCGGUUAAGCUUCUCGUUCUCAGGGAGAAGAUAUGAGGAUGGCAAUGUUCUUAACUCGCCUCACAUGAUGUCGCCUCACUCACCGCUAGUGAGAGCCAAGACUUGAUAAGAAUGAGUUUUAAGAUCGACUUUUUAAAAAAGUGUUUUUCUAUUUUUUCAAAAUUUUCAUACUAUUCAGAGAUUUUGAAAUUUUUAAAAGGGUUUAUCAAAUAAAGUAUUUUCACUCCAAAA